Molecule: messenger RNA, 2023 nt
Organism: Schistocerca gregaria
Lineage: Eukaryota; Metazoa; Arthropoda; Insecta; Orthoptera; Acrididae
Product: palmitoyltransferase ZDHHC16B
Exons: 9
Coding region: 532-1698 (388 amino acids)
Biological process (GO): protein palmitoylation
Cellular component (GO): Golgi apparatus
Molecular function (GO): palmitoyltransferase activity
Source: RefSeq, a predicted model, not a curated record
ACUGUUCCAUUUCGACCAAGGUCGUCUGCAACAGAGGCGGGCGUUCUUCGACUAUAGCAGCAUGAUAGUUUAAUUUUAUGUUGGAAAGCCAUGCUAUUAUUACACUUUAAAAACCAGUAAGCUUUUAAAUACCCCAUGGGCAAGAAAUAGUAUAAAUGUCAGUCAUCGGAAAGAAUAUCGAAGAAUCUCUUACCCAUACAAUUCUCAAUGAGAUACCUAAAACAUUGAAUAAGCGCAUCUACCCCGUGAAAUGCCUUUUUAUCCUUCGUUUCCUCAUCACGUUUAAUUUGUGCAUACAUUAAAAUUGGUCUCACCAAAGGCUGUGGUUUUAAAUAUCUGUGGAAAUGCCAGAAGCUGUAUGACAACAACCAUAUGACACAAGUACUUGCUGAGUAAAAUGUACAAACGUGUGACGGCGAAUAUCUUGUACGGGUUGCUUGAAAAGUUGUCUGAAAUGGAUUAUUAUGAUUUGAAGUGAUACUCCUUAUCCAGUAAAGCAAUGAAAAUACACAUUUUGGUUUCAUACCAAUUAUGGUCAGGAUAAGAUGGAAGUUGACAGCAGCUCCAGGCUUAGUUCUGAGGUUCUUGAAAUGGCAUUUGUACAGAUUCCGGGUAGCUGUGAAAUCACUUUUCUACAAUCAUUUUACAGAUCAUUCUUAUAUUGUGGACAUUUGUAUGGAGCCAAUAUUUUCAUUUGUGGACAACUUUGCAAAGAUUUUAGGACCAAUCUGUGUGUUUGUGGUAUGCUCCCUGACAGUGUCAGUGGUCGUGAUUGCCUAUUGUUUGGGGAUACCUCAUUGGUGGGAGAGAAGCCCAGCAGUCACUGUGAUGCUUUUGAUCACUGGCCACUGGCUUUUGGGUAACAUUUGUUUCCACUAUUAUAUGGCAGCAGUUGUUUCACCUGGGUUUCCUCCAGAGGGUGCACUUAUUCCUGAAGCUGCUAGCAUCUGCAAAAAAUGCAUUGCUCCCAAACCACCUAGGACACAUCACUGUUCUGUAUGCAACAGGUGCGUUCUCAAGAUGGAUCAUCACUGCCCAUGGCUGAACAACUGUGUUGGCCAUUUCAACCAUCGGUAUUUCUUUUUAUACAUGGUUUUUACCUGCCUAGGUGUACUGUUUGUCAUUGUAUUUGGCUUUCAGUUAGCUUACUCUGAGAUUUGGCUGGAACCGGAUGAUGGUGAAGAGGAAGAACUUGAAGGACACCCUGUUCGCUUCAACAACUCUGUUUGGAUACCUGUGACAGAAAUGAUGGUUGAAUUAAGCUCCUCACUUGAUGAAGGGAAAGAAGAAAUACAUCCAAAACAUCAAAGAUCAUGGAGGAAGAACUGUAUGUUAUAUAUGGCAUUUGUAAAUGUGGGUGUGCUGAUUGCACUUGGCUCACUAAUGAUGUGGCACGCACGACUAAUAACAAGAGGAGAAACAAGUAUUGAAGCACACAUCAAUAAACAGGAGACAAAGAGGUUAGCUGCACUCAAUAAGGUGUACAGAAAUCCUUACAAUUUUGGUCCACGAAGAAACUGGAGAUACUUCCUGGGGAUGAUAAGAGGCAGAGGGUGGCGACAUGUCCUCCUGCCCUCAAGUCACAAACCAUUAGGUGAUGGAUUGACAUGGCGUUCAGUACACUCAGACUCUGAGCACGAUAGUGAUGAUGAUGGUGAUGAUGGUGAUAAUGGAUUAUCGUAUACCAAAGAUCCAUAAAUUUGAUAAUUUUAAUAAGCUGUUUGGAUACCAAAGAAAAGUGUAUUCUUAACUUUGAAAUGGAACAUUAUCUUUUUUAUUCAGUGAACAAUGACCAAGUGCUAUUUAUAUUUAUUACAAAAUAAAUUGCAAAAAGGAUGUUGUUUUGUACAAUUCAAAUUUUUUAAUCUAUGCACAAUAAAAUGGGAAGUCUUUCAGUAUUUGGUUAUUGUGUAUUCAGAUAAGUGACUCCACAUAAUAAAGGAGCUAAGCAUUGGUGAAUUGACACGAACACACUGUAUAAUUUAUUCAUAUUGAAUAAAGAAUUUUACAGUUUUCAUUUUAA